CGUUUUGGGUUCGAUAAGCCAAUUAAUACUCCGCACACAUAAAAAAUUUUAACGUUUGACGUUCGGUUCAAGCCAUGUCUCUUUUCUGAUUCAUCACCAUGGCCGAUCUUUCUACUUCCAUUGCUGGUGUCAAGCUCCCUAACCUCUUUUUCAAUGCUUCUGGUGUGUGUUGCCAGCACGAGGAAGAGCUCAAGACCCUCUUGGACAGCGAAUCCGGUUCGCUGAUUACCAAAUCGGCCACCUACGAAAAGCGUUUGGGCAAUCCUUCGCCCCGCUAUGUCCCUCUUCCCGGUUUGGGUAGUAUCAACUCGAUGGGUUUACCCAACGAAGGCUACGAAUACUAUCUUGAAUAUGCCAAGAAGUACGAUUAUACCCACGAGAAGCCCUUGUUUAUUUCGUUGUCCGGUUUGUGUUUGGAGGACAAUGUCAAGAUGGUGGAAGCGUUUGUGACUGCCGAUCUGCCCUGCAUCUUGGAAGUCAACUUCUCCUGCCCCAACGUUCCCGGUAAACCUCAGCUUGGCUACGACCUUGAGGCCAUGGAAAAUGCCCUGAACGUCUUGGCUCCUCUUAUCAAGAAGCCUUUCGGCAUCAAGUUGCCUCCUUACUUUGAUAUUGCUCACUUUGACGCUGCUGCCGCCAUUUUUAACAAGUUUGACAAUUUGAGCUUUGUGACCUGCAUCAACUCGGUUGGUAACGGAUUGGCGAUUGAUUUUGAAACCGAAACGGCUCUUAUUAAGCCUAAGGAUGGCUUUGGUGGUCUCGGUGGUACCAUGGUGCUUCACACUGCUUUAGCCAACGUGAAUGCUUUCUACCGUCGUUUGCCCAACAAGAAAGUCAUUGGUGUUGGCGGUGUGACUUCAGGAAAGGAGGCUUUCUUGCAUGUGUUGGCCGGUGCCAGUGCGGUUCAAAUCGGUACCCAAUUGAAGGAAGAAGGUCCCCAAAUGUUCUCUCGUAUCAAGAAGGAAUUGGAAGAUAUCAUGAUUGCCAAGGGUUACAAAUCCUUGGAUGAUUUCCGUGGCAAAGUCAAGACUUUGUAAAAUUGUGUAAAGAAAAUGUCGAUAAACUAGCUCAUGCAAUUCAUUGUAUUUAUACACAUGGAUACAACUUGACUCUUUCGUUUUAUGCCCAAUCGGGGUAGUCAGUUCCGCACGCUAUUUUCCAAUGUCACCAAUAUACAACCAUACGCUGUUUCCUCCAAGUAAAUUUUCCUUUGGUGGCAAACUGAUGUUAAAGAUACGACCUUUGGCAUUACAUUCAUCCAUCACUUUUCAUCCUCCAGACAGUGGAGCUAAU
This is a messenger RNA of Radiomyces spectabilis, 1293 nucleotides long. Its product is annotated as Dihydroorotate dehydrogenase. The transcript has 2 exons. Lineage: Eukaryota; Fungi; Mucoromycota; Mucoromycetes; Mucorales; Radiomycetaceae. Gene Ontology annotation, cellular component: cytoplasm. The record is from RefSeq and is a predicted model, not a curated record. Bases 99 to 1037 code for a protein of 312 amino acids. Gene Ontology annotation, biological process: UMP biosynthetic process; 'de novo' pyrimidine nucleobase biosynthetic process. Gene Ontology annotation, molecular function: dihydroorotate dehydrogenase activity.